Pieris rapae (cabbage white) is the source of this 3874-nucleotide messenger RNA. RefSeq names its product E3 ubiquitin-protein ligase Topors (gene Topors). The record is from RefSeq and is a predicted model, not a curated record. NCBI's taxonomy places the organism in Eukaryota, Metazoa, Arthropoda, Insecta, Lepidoptera, Pieridae. The transcript has 5 exons. Gene Ontology annotation, biological process: protein polyubiquitination; protein monoubiquitination. Gene Ontology annotation, molecular function: ubiquitin protein ligase activity; metal ion binding. The coding region runs from base 388 to 2439 and encodes 683 amino acids.
GUCUGUAGUAUACUACUUGAUCUGUGAAAUAGAAUCAAUGUGUGAAAAUUGAAAAUUAAAUAUGUUACCAAGGGAUAUCCAAGAAAUAUUUUCGUUUUAAUUGGUUUUGUUUAAUUGACAUUCUAUAAAACUUUGAUGUAUCGUUCUACCGAUCUUCAAUAUGUACACAACGGAGUAAUUAUCUAAUUAAUAGCAGGAGGAUGUAAUAUUCAUUAAGAAUAUUCUGUGAUCGUGAUUCGAGAAUACUCAUGAUAGGGGAUUUUUAAAGUGUCACAGUUACUUAGGCACUUUAAUGCUGGUGAUGUUGUUUUAAGUACCUACCUCUUUUGAAAGUCACAGCACAUAAGCGACUAUAGGACUGGUUCAUCGGUUUAUGGGGUCUUCAAUAUGGAGACAAUAUCAAACACAUCUCAAGGAGACAGCAGUGUAAAAAGUGAUGACAGUAGUCCCCAACAUGAGAGUGGGAGAAGUUCACCUCCUCCAAACUGUGCAAUAUGUCUGGGAACAUGUAAAAAUAAAUCUUUUACAGACUCCUGUCUGCACCAGUUUUGCUUUAGAUGUAUUUUGAAGUGGAGUAAGGUCAAGGCAGAAUGUCCACUAUGUAAACAAAUUUUUAAAUCAAUCAUUCAUAAUGUACGUUCUAAUCAUCAGUAUGAAGAGUACAUGGUUGAACAAAGAAAUCAAGUUGAGGAUAUUGAGAGAAUUGAACUUGACAAUUUAACAAAUGCCACACAGAGAUUUAGAUACAGGACAACGCUAACAUUGCCGUAUCGAGAUUCAUGGGCGAUAGAACAGAUUUUGUCGAAUUACCGGACAGCUGCUCGUCGACCACCACCCGCUCACAGACGUCGUCCACCUUCCUUUUUUCGUCGAACUGUCUAUCGUCACAACCUCUGGGCUCGACCCCUCCCAGACUUCACGGGCAGAUACCGAGACUGUGCACCAGACUUCUAUAGGUGUAAUGACUCACAAAUGCACCGUUUAGUGCCUUGGUUAAGUAGAGAACUCCAUUACUUACUAAAUGAAAAUGUUGGACAUAUAUCCUAUGUGAUGACUCAAAUAAUGGAUUUGCUUCCCCGAUAUCAUAUUAAUUCCACAGAAUUCCGAGAAGCAAUGCAAAGGUAUUUUGGGGACAGGACAGAGCAUUUUUUACACGAAUUAUAUUGUUUUGCAUCAACACCUUAUGAUAUGGCAGGAUACGACAGGAAUGUUCAAUACACAACUGAUUCCCGAGUAUCGACGAUAGUCAACGAGGUGAUUUCGAGUUCUGAUAAUGACUCCAGCCUCGAUUCCGAGGUAAAUAUGGAUGAUUAUUUACGUCAUUUCCCACUCGAUGCACCACCUGGGCCGUCUCGAGGGCCCGCACCAGUCUACCCUCAACCCAAUAUUUCAAAUCCAUCAACAAAUGAUGUAAUUCCAAUAGAGACUAUAUCACAUUCUGAUUCUGAUGAUAACUCUGAAGUAAUGGUUGUGGGAUAUAUUAAGCCCCCACAUGCGCGCACUCCGGAAGUAGUAGAUCUGCUGGAGUCCGACAGCGAUGUCGUCAUCGAAGAAGACGCUCAACCGCCGCGGCCCAUCGUGCCUCCGCAGGCGAGUCAAACUCAAGAAAUCCGACCAGUGCCCUUGGUCAAACUCACUUUGAAACAACACCAUCCGCCCUCCACAACUGCACCCUCCCUCUGUCCCUCCGCCCAACGAGCCCGCGCGCCUUCCGACUCUGACGAUAGCACUUACACCCCGCCCUUAUCCCAAUAUGGAACUUAUCCGUCUCACAGUUCCGACAGUAGGUCUCCCGUUAGUGCAACUUCUACGUCGUCUGAAUCAGAUUUAAUUUCAAGUAGUUCCUCAUCUUCGACUGAUAUUGUUUCAUAUUAUAGUGAUUCGAGUAGUGACUCUUAUAAACCGCGUCCGCAAAAAAUUAGAAAAAAGAAGACCAAACGAAAAUCAAGUAAAAGUGAUAGAACAAAAAAAAAGAUAAAGAGACCAAAAAAAGAAAAAAAGUCAAAAACGAAAACUGUAGAAACUAAACAAAGUAAUCGUAAAUCGUACUCUGGUAAAGGCGUCAAAUCAUCCAAAAGUGCCGGUACAGCGGCGAGUACGAGUUCAGGAAAAUCUCAAACUUCUACAGAUCAACCCAGUACUAGUGGAACACAGAAUAGUCGUAAGCGUAACGCAAGGAAAGCAGAGGACAGAAUUAGUUGUGAGAGCAAAAGACUGAAAAGUGCUGUUUCUGUUGUGAGUAAUCAAAGGCAUUUAAGGAGUUCCACUUGCAGUGAAGCGUCGAGUCACGCAAACAGUUCCAAAUCUUAUGCAGAUGGUAAUCCAAGCCAAUGCAAAGAAAAAGGCACUGAUCGAGGCCCUAACACAAUUGUUAAUAAAAAUUCCGAUGUUUCUGAUACUGAGUUAAAUGUGCCACGUAAUAUUACUGACAGUUUUUAGUACAAUACAUUAAAACUAGCAUUACUGUGAUAACUAGGAUUUUGGGAGCUGGUCGCCGUGUCUGCUAGAGCCUCUACACAAAUGUAAUGUAUAGCAAUUAUAUCUGUACUACUAUGUUAGCAUUAAGUAGUUUUUUGUAUCGCGGGUUGUAUUUUGAUUGUUUCACCAGAUAUGUAUUUUUUAUUUAAGACUGGGGAAAAAAAUAAUGCAUUGAAAAAAAAUUUUAAAAAUUCCAUUAGUUUUUUGUUUCACAUGUAUUUUAAUGAUUGAAAUUAGACAUUUUAUUAUAUAUAUUAUGAAUGAAAAUAUAUAAAAUUCAAGAUACAGGUGCACAAAUUACAGAAGACUCAAGAACAUAGUUUGAACUAAUGCUGGGGUAACUGCACAAAACAUAAUUGGCCUUAUAAAUCAUACCAGCAACAAAAAGUAAAUUAAAAUAACAUUUUAAUAAAUUACCUUAAUUAUUCAGUCAUAGAAAAACUAAUCCAGUUAUAGCUUAACAAUGUUUAAAUUUGAUUAAAUAUAUUUUCUUAUAAAUUAUUAUUCUUUAAAAUAUUUUUCGUUUAAGUUUUGUCGUAUAAACAAGUUUAAAAUCUUUUCUUAACAAUCAACAUAGCAAUUGAACACGUAGAGUCAAUUUGUACUAGCGCAGAGUCGAAGCGUCAAAUUGUUUACAACUAAAGCGAAGAAAAGUAGGUUCGUUAGCGGGUGCGACGAAAGUAUGCGUUAUGCUUCGCAGUUCAGGUUAAAUUUGUUAUGUUCAGUUUUGGAUGGACGCUUCGAUGCGCUUCUACUAUACGCUAGUAUAAAUUCACAAUUAAUUUAGUACAAGGUAUUACUUUUAAUUUGGUCGGAUUCGUUUAUAUGUGAAUAAUAUAUACAAUAAACUAUGUAUAAAUAAAAUCAAUGUGUCUCCUAUGCUCGUAAACUUGCAAAUAUUUUUAUAUCUAAAUACACCAGAAUCAUUGAUCUAUUUAAGAAAAUAGGAAAUAUGUUGCUGUAUGUAUUUAAAUGAGUGGUUUAGUUGUGCCAGUGAUACUGAGCAACUUAUUUUAAUAUAAACAGUAAAUUUCAUUCAAGAUUUAAAUAUUUAUAAAUUAGAUCUAUGCCAGUAAACACGGUUAACUCAAAGGUUGAGUCUGAUUGCGGAAAAUGAGUCCACCUACCUACCUAACUACUAUAAUAAAAUCUACGAAAUCACAAAUGGUAAAAGAUUAAUGAAUUGAUUAUAUUUUUAUUAUAUAUUUUAUACUUAAUGUCCUCAACGUUACGUGUAAAUUGUAGUAAUUGAAAAUGAAUUUUGCGCAGUAUCCUUGCGCCACUGAUACCCUUGUAUAAAUUAGCUUUAGAGGUACCGGCUCGCCUUUAAUGCCUAUCUAUGUGUAAAUAUAAUUUUGAUCAAAUAAAUUAUUACGUUUGUAUAAAGUUAGAUUCA